AUGUGUGUCGCAAACUUAUCGACUCUGCCGCCCGCAUCCAUCUCCAUUGCGAUGGAUAGAGGCGGCACCUUCACAGACGUCUGGUCUUCGGUCGACGGCCAAGACGAUUUCGUCUUCAAGCUGCUUUCCGUAGAUCCCGACCACUACAAAGAUGCGCCCACAGAAGUUAAAGGUGUAAGAAGAGUAUUAUCACACUAUCUCGGUCGCGAGAUCCCCAAGAAUGAGCUGUUGCCCAAGGAGCACAUCAAGGCCAUCCGCAUGGGAACGACCGUCGCCACCAACGCCCUUCUGGAGCGAAAAGGCACUCGCCACGCCUUCUUGGUCACCAAGGGCCACCGGGAUGUCCUGGAAAUCGGCUCGCAGCAAAGACCCGAUAUCUUUGCCUUGAAUAUCAAGAAGCCGUCCACUCUGUACGAUGCCGUCGUCGAGGUUGACGAGAGAGUCACUGUUGAGUUUUACGACGAGGCUCCCAAGCGAGCCGACGGUGUUCGCAAGGACAUCCAGGGAGAGGUAGUUAAGGGCCUUGGCGGCGAGUAUGUCCGUGUAAUUGAGAAGCUUAAUGAAGAAACAACCAGAGCCUCGCUGCAGAAGCUCAAGGACGACGGCUACACCACACUGGCGGUGUGCCUGGCGCACUCGUUCCUGUACGCGGAGCACGAGAAGCGAGUAGAGGAGAUUGCUCGUGAGAUGGGUUUCGACCACGUCUCCAUCUCAUCCGCCGUCGGUGCCAACAUGGUCAAGAUGGUGGCUAGAGGAGGUUCUGCCUCCGCCGAUGCCUACCUCACCCCUGUGACCAACGAGUACAUCCGCAGCUUUGCCUCUGGCUUCGCAGGUGGCAACCUCGAUGGCCUUCGCUGCCAGUUCAUGCAGAGUGACGGCGGUCUCGUCGACUUUAGAGCCUUCAGCGGCAUGAAGGGAAUUCUAAGCGGCCCUGCCGGUGGUCUCGUCGGAUAUGCUCGCACAUCAUACAAUGGAGUCACUCCCACAGUUGGGUUCGAUAUGGGUGGCACAUCAACUGAUGUGAGUCGAUUCGGUGGUGUUUUCGACCACAUUUUCGAGAGCACUACUGCAGGUGUCACAAUUCAGAGCCCCCAGCUCGACAUCAACACCGUCGCCGCUGGUGGUGGCAGUAUCCUCACUUGGCAAAACGGUCUGUUCAAGGCCGGGCCUGAGAGUGCCGGCGCUCAUCCUGGUCCAGCUGCAUAUCGUAAGGGCGGUCCUCUCACCAUCACGGACGCCAACUUGCUGCUUGGCAGACUACUGCCCGAGUACUUCCCCAAGAUUUUCGGCCCCACCGAGGACCAGGCACUGGAUGUCGAUAUUGUUCGGGAGAAGUUCGAACAGCUCGCCCAGCAGAUUCGUCAAGACACCGGCCGUGAUCUGUCGCCCGAGGAGGUUGCUGUGGGAUUCAUCGAAGUCGCAAACGAGUCCAUGUGCCGCCCUAUUCGCGCUCUGACCGAGGCUAGAGGAUUCGAAAUAACUUCUCAUAACCUUGCUGUCUUUGGCGGCGCUGGUGGCCAGCACGCCUGUGAGAUUGCCGAGAACUUGGGAAUCCAGAGAGUGGUCUUGCACAAGUACUCUAGUCUUCUAUCCGCGUACGGCAUGGCUCUCGCCGAAGUUGUGCAGGAAGGCCAGGAGCCUUGCAACGAGUUCUUGACGCCUGAAACGCUGCCUAAGAUUGAGGCCCGUCAUACGUAUCUCUGCGAGACCACUGCGGCCGAGCUCCUCAAGCAAGGCACCGACAAGUCCGCGAUCAAACACGAGAUCUACCUCAACCUUCGCUACCGCGGUAGUGACACGACUCUCAUGAUUCUGAAGCCAGCUGAUGGUGACUGGAAGAGGGAGUUCAUCGCAGAGCACCUUCGAGAGUUUGCCUUUACGCUUCCUGGCGACAGAGAGAUCCUUGUCGACGACAUCCGCAUAAGAGCCAUCGGCAUCAGCACUGAAAACACAAAAGACAACGACUUGCUCUCGAGAGAGCUGAAGGAGGACAAAUUCGUUGCAACCAAGGAAGAAUCCCUCGCGUCUGAAACUCGCCCCGUCUACUUCAAGCAUGGAGGCUCCCACCAGGCGAAGGUCUUCCAGCUUCAAAACCUUCCCACAGGCCAUCUCGUUACCGGCCCUGCCGUCAUCAUUGACAAGACCCAGACCAUCAUUGUCACACCUGGAAGCCAAGCCAAGGUGCUGACCAACCACAUCGUCAUCGAAGUCGCCGCCCAGACACCCCGAAACAACGAUGCGCCCGCCGUCGACCCAGUCCAGCUCUCUCUCUUCGGUCAUCGAUUCAUGAGCAUCGCCGAACAGAUGGGCCGGGCAUUACACAAGACCAGCGUGUCCCUCAACAUCAAGGAACGGCUGGACUUUGCCUGUGCUAUCUUCGGCCCCAACGGUGACCUGGUCGCCAAUGCACCGCACGUUCCUGUAUUCCUCGGCAGCAUGAGCUAUGCCGUCAAGGGGCAGAUCGACCAGCUCGGUGAUACGAUGCGACCUGGUGAUGUCUACGUCACCAACCAUCCUGUCCACGGAGGCACACAUUUACCCGACUUGACCGUCAUCACUCCCGUAUUUGAUGAUGACGGCAAGGAUAUCCUCUUCUUCCUUGCCUCUCGUGGCCAUCACACAGACAUUGGAGGAUUUGGAGGAAGCUCCAUGCCUCCCAACUCCACCGAGCUGUGGCAGGAAGGUGUCGCCAUCAGAACGUUCACCAUGAUCCGCGAUGGCAAAUUCGACUACGAAGGCAUCGAAAGGAUCUUUGCCGAGCCAGGCACAAGGCCGGGAUGUAAUAGCACACAGCGAAUCGGAGACAACAUCACCGAUCUCCAGGCGUUUGCCGCCGCAAACAACAAAGGAUCCAAGCUUCUCAGCAAGCUCAUUGAUCACUACGGUCGUAAGACUGUGCAUCUAUACAUGGAUGCCAUCCAGACAAACGCUGAGAUUGCUGUCCGAAGCUUCCUCAAGGAGAUCAGGGCCAAGGGUCCUGAAGAUGGCAUCUUACGUGCUAUCGGCUACAUGGACAACAGCUCGCGCAUCCACUUGGAGGUGCGCAUCAAAGAAGACGGCAGUGCCGUAUUCGACUUUACCGGCACUACCCCCGAGCAGUACGGCAACAUGAACGCCCCCACGGCCUUGACGUACUCUGGACUCAUCUUCUGCCUCCGGUGCAUGAUCGGAACUGAUAUCCCCCUCAACCAGGGCUGCAUGGCCCCGAUCGAGGUAAUCAUCCCCAAGGGAUGCUUCCUCAACCCAUCAGACGAGGCGGCUGUCUGCGCCGGAAACACCCACACCUCCACCCGCAUCUGCGACACCAUCUUCGACGCCUUCCAGGCAAUCGGAGCGUCCCAGGGCUGCAUGAACUGUGUCGGCUUCUUCGGAGACGAGAACGUCGACGAGCGGGGUCAGACAAAGGGCUUCGCCUAUUCCUUUGGCGAGACCAUCUGCGGAGGCUCCGGCGCCGGUCCGACGUUCCACGGCGCGCACGCCGUGCACACUCACAUGACCAACACGAGCAUCACGGACGUUGAGCUGAUGGAGAAGCGGUACCCGGUUCUUCUGCGAGAGUUCAGCAUCCGACGCGGAAGUGGCGGCAAGGGCACCUUUAACGGCGGUGAUGGUGCCCGAAGAGUCUACGAGGCGCUGGCGCCGCUGAGCUUCAGUGUCAUCACGGAGAGAAGGACCACGCGGCCGUACGGUACCCGUGGUGGUGAUCAGGGCUCGUACGGAAGGAAUAUCUGGAGGCGGAAGCAGGCGGAUGGGUCGUACAGGGAGGUGAACCUGGGACUGAAGACCAUGUUCAAGGUUAAGGCUGGGGACCAGCUGUUGAUGGACACGCCUUCUGGUGGUGGCUAUGGGCCUCCUCUUAAGGCGAAUGGCGUGAAUGGCACGCAUAAGGUGAAUGGCGAACAGAAGGAUUUAUAUCCUAGAGCGCAGGGCAGUCUUGCGUCCUGGGAGAGCCGACAGGCUGACUUUUAA
Molecule: messenger RNA, 3969 nt
Organism: Clonostachys byssicola
Lineage: Eukaryota; Fungi; Ascomycota; Sordariomycetes; Hypocreales; Bionectriaceae
Source: the annotation of a GenBank genome assembly